Malus domestica (apple) is the source of this 1097-nucleotide messenger RNA. Its product is annotated as beta-amyrin 28-monooxygenase-like. Gene Ontology annotation, molecular function: oxidoreductase activity, acting on paired donors, with incorporation or reduction of molecular oxygen; monooxygenase activity; heme binding. Lineage: Eukaryota; Viridiplantae; Streptophyta; Magnoliopsida; Rosales; Rosaceae. The record is from RefSeq and is a predicted model, not a curated record. Gene Ontology annotation, biological process: sterol metabolic process.
GGAGGAUCCACAAGUAUUGGACAAACUAGAGGGGCUAUUGAAGGAUUUGUCUUCUGGGUUCACGGCAUUGCCAAUCGAUCUUCCGGGCACAACAUUUAACCGAGCCAUUCGAGGAUCGACGCAACUCAGGGAAGAAAUUGAGAAGAUUGUGGUUGAGAGGAGGAUAAAGCUUUCCACUGCUAGUGCCAAUAGUAUGGUCGACGAGGAUGGUGAUCACGGAGAUAUGUUGUCGAGCUUACUCAUGGAGACAUAUAGCGACGGGCAACAGAUAAGCGAAUCGGAGAUUGCGGACAAGCUGUACGGUGUUAUAGUUGCUGGCUACGACAAUCUAAGCAGUGUGUUGGCUACCAUUAUCAUGUAUCUGGCGGAGUUUCCUCAAGUCUAUGAUGCCGUCCUUAAAGAACAAAUGGAGAUUGCAAACUCAAAAGCAGCAGGAGAGCUGCUGAACUGGGGGGACGUACAAAAGAUGAAAUAUUCAUGGAGCGUGUCGUGUGAAGUGAUGAGAUUGUUGCCCCCAAAUCUUGGGACUUUUAGAGAGGCCACCACCAACUUCGUUUAUGAAGGACAUCUAAUACCAAAGGGAAUGAAGUUGCAUUGGAAUGUGAAUUCGACACAUAAGAACCCAGAAUGCUUCCCGAAUCCAGAAAAGUUUGAUCCGUCGAGGUUUGAGGGAAAAGGACCACCUCCUUUUGCAUUUGUUCCUUUCGGAGGAGGACCUCGAAUGUGUCCCGGCAAAGAAUACUCUCGACUCAAAAUACUGGUGUUCAUGCACAACGUGGUCACCAAAUACAAGUGGGACAAGGUUUUUCCUGAUGAGAAAUUCAUAUGGGCACCUGUGCUUCGUCCAACCAAAGGACUUCCAAUUAAGCUUUUUCCUCACAAUAAAUCCAAUUAACAACGUCGUAAGCCCUUAAAAAUAAUUAAUGGAUGAUCAACGAUCCUAUGAAUACAUGUAAUGCUAUUGGAAACUGUAUUUGGUUUUAGCUAUUAAUUAUUGUUAUUGUAUGAAUCUAUAGUUUGUAGUCUACACGCGAAUCCUAUUCAUGUAUAUGAUUUUAUUAAUGGAAUAAAGAUUGUAAAAGUUAAUCACGUUUGAA